CAUAAGCACAACUUGUAAUAUUUUUCUUUCUUGGAAUAUUGUGAAAAACAUCAUGAGGAGGACAAUUCUCGAUUCCUCACCACAAAUGAUAUCCUUCCAUAUCAUCAUAUUCAAUCACAACAACCGGUUCCACCACUUAUUACUAAUUUUUUUUUUUUCCAAGCUUGUAUUUGCAUUCACUUGUUCUAUGUCUUUACACCACAACCACAAUUCUCACUACUAUAUAAUACAUAUUAGCUAUAAUUCUACAAAACCCUUCUCUUUUUGGCUUCGUUUUCUCAAUUCAUAUGGCAACUAAUAACAACUACAAUUCUCUCAUAGGAGCCAUGGAUCGUCUAUGGUUUCAACAAAUCAUUCUUGUUUCACAACCAAUUUCAUUACCUCAGUCCACCUCUAAAUCCUUAUCUCCAAGUCAUCACUUCAUGUCAUCAUCUCUUGAAGAUGAAAAAGAUCAUGAAGACUUAUCAUCUGAUUUUUCGCAUAGUUCGAACUCAUCAAACUCUUCAGAAUCAUCAUCAGAGUCGCUCAUACCAAAACUUCCAAAGGAUGAUCAUCAUGAUGAUUAUGAAGAGAAGCUCAUUAACAAGAAGAAGAGGCCAACAAGAUCAAGAUUAGUAGCAGGGUCUAGACUCAUGAUGAUUAGGUCUCAUUCAUCAUCACCAUCAACUAAAAAUAGAAAAUCAUGCCCUAGUCCAAUUGCAAUGGUACUAGAAAAAUCGAUGAGUUGCAAGAGCUUGGGGGAGCUAGAGCUAGAAGAGCUAAAAGGGUUCAUGGAUCUUGGUUUCAUAUUCAGGAAAGAGCAUGUAAGUCCUAGAAUGGUGAAUCUAUUACCUGGUCUACAAAGGCUUGAACAAGUGUACAAAAGCAAGUACUAUAGAUCUUCUCAUAAACUAGAACGAGUUCAUGCCAAUGAAAUUGAAGAAGAGCAAGAAACACAACAAGAACAAGAGCAAGAACAAGGAGAAGAAGAUAAAGAGAGAGAUGUGAUUAGGCCAUAUUUAUCUGAAGCAUGGCUCAUAAGGAAACCAAGUUCACCACUUUUAAAUCUAAGGGUUCCAAGAGUUACUGCAGCUGCUGACAUGAAGAAACAUCUCAAGUUUUGGGCUAGAACUGUUGCAUCUGAAAUCCAUCAAGAAUCUUAAUAAUCAUGGUUAAUUAAGAUUGUGAUUAGUAACCAAUUGAUGAGUUUUGGGAAAGAUGUGAUAGAGACAAAAGUUAUACAAUAGUGAAGGGUGGGAAAAUUCAACUGUAAAGAAUAUUUCUUUAAUUAAAUAUAUAUAUGUUGUGACUCAAGAAGAGAGUAAUGUAUAAAUUAUGAACUAAUAAAAGAGAAAGUGAUAAUUUUGAAUC
Messenger RNA from Cannabis sativa, 1350 nucleotides. RefSeq lists its product as uncharacterized. Lineage: Eukaryota; Viridiplantae; Streptophyta; Magnoliopsida; Rosales; Cannabaceae. The coding region runs from base 288 to 1142 and encodes 284 amino acids. The transcript is spliced from 2 exons. The record is from RefSeq and is a predicted model, not a curated record.